Molecule: messenger RNA, 1680 nt
Organism: Indicator indicator
Lineage: Eukaryota; Metazoa; Chordata; Aves; Piciformes; Indicatoridae
Product: gastrula zinc finger protein XlCGF26.1-like
Exons: 1
Coding region: 1-1680 (559 amino acids)
Source: RefSeq, a predicted model, not a curated record
AUGGAGGAUGAGGAUGAGGAGAAUGAAGACUAUGAGGAGGAUGAAGGUGAGCAGGAUCAGGAGGAGAAGGAGUAUGCAGAGGAGGGUGAAGCCAGAGCAGGCCCUUCUCAUCCACCCAAAUGGCUGAAUCAUUGCCCUGAGUGUGGGCAGAGCUUCCCACCUGGCUCAAAGACAGUGAAGCAGCACUGCCCCCACGCUGGCAGCCGGCCCUUCGUCUGUGGUGAGUGUGGCAAGAGGUUCAGGAGGAGAUCCUAUCUCACACAGCAUCGCCGCCUCCACACUGGUGAGAAACCUUUCACCUGUGCAGACUGCGGGCAGAACUUCAGCCGCAGGUCUAACUUCACCCAACACCACCGCACCCACACCGGUGAGAGGGCGUACAGUUGUGCCCACUGUUUCAAGAGCUUCACUCGGAGCACUGCUUUCACCCAGCACCGCAGCGUGCACAGCACGGAGAAGUCCUUCACCUGCCCUGACUGUGGCAAGAGCUUCAAACACAGGUCUAACCUUACCAUCCACCGCCGCAUCCACUCUGGAGAGUUGUUCCCCUGUACUGAGUGCGGCAGGAGAUUCACCACGAGCACUUUAUUCAUCCAGCAUCAACUCAUCCACAGUGGUGAAAAAUUGUACAGCUGUGCUGACUGCGGCAAGAGCUUCACCUGCAGCUCCACCCUCACUCGGCACCGUCGUGUGCACACUGGUGAGAAGCCUUUCACCUGUGCUGACUGUGGCAAGAGCUUCACCCAGAUCUCUACUCUCACUAACCAUCGCCGCACCCACACCGGAGAGAAACCUUUCACGUGUGCUGACUGCGGCAAGAGUUUCAACCGGAGGUUCUACCUCACCCAGCAUCGCCGCCUCCACACUGGAGAGAAGCCUUUCACCUGUGCUGACUGUGGCAAGAGCUUCACCCAGCUCUCUACUCUCGCUGACCAUCGCCGCACGCACACUGGAGAGAAGCCUUUCACCUGUGCAGACUGCGGGCAGAACUUCAGCCGCAGGUCUAACCUCGCCCAGCACCGCCGCACCCACACCGGUGAGAGGCCAUACGGCUGUGCUGACUGUGGCAAGAGCUUCACUCAGCGCUCUGCUCUCACCCAGCACCGCAGUGUGCACAGCACAGAAAAGUCCUUCACCUGCCCUGACUGCGGCAAGAGCUUCAAAUGCAGCUCUACUCUCACCAACCACCGCCGCAUCCACACCGGAGAGUUGUUCCCCUGUGCUGAGUGCGGCAAGAGCUUCACCACGAGCACUUUAUUCAUCCAGCACCAACUCAUCCACAGCGGUGAAAAAUCAUACAGCUGUGCUGACUGCGGCAAGAGCUUCACCUGCAGCUCCACCCUCAGACACCACCGUCGUGUGCACACUGGUGAGAAGCCUUUCACCUGUGCUGACUGUGGCAAGAGCUUCACCCAGAGCUCUACCCUCACUGACCAUCGCCGCACCCACACUGGUGAGAAGCCUUUCACGUGUGCUGACUGCGGCAAGAGCUUCAGCAGGACCUCUCAUCUCACCCAGCAUCGCCGCCUCCACACCCGUGAGAAGCAUUUCACCUGUGCUGACUGUGGCAAGCACUUCACCAGAAGCUCCAACCUCAUCAAGCACCGCUGCAGCCAUGCCCCUGACCAGACAAACUUUGGGGGAGGUGCAAAUAGAUCCACCCAGAAUCUGUUGGGAUAA